Molecule: messenger RNA, 1121 nt
Organism: Arabidopsis arenosa
Lineage: Eukaryota; Viridiplantae; Streptophyta; Magnoliopsida; Brassicales; Brassicaceae
Source: the annotation of a GenBank genome assembly
AUCUGAGAAUUCGCAGCUUUUGCUUCUUCGAGAGAAUAUCUAAUUAUCAUCAAUCAUGUCGAAGUUUACGGGAUUUUCUUCUCUCGCUAUCUCUUAUUUUCUCUUGGUUUCAACGAUUGUCGCAGCCACCGAUGUUCACUACUGCGAUAAUAAUGAAGAGUAUGAAGUACAAGUACAAGGAGUUGAAAUAAUUCCUUAUCCUGUAGCUAGAGGCGCGCCAGCCACUUUCAGCAUUUCUGCUAACACAGACACUGAGAUCUCGAGCGGCAAGUUGGUGAUCGAAGUCUCAUACUUUGGAUGGCAUAUUCAUUCUGAGACACAUGAUCUUUGUAAAGAGACAAGUUGUCCUGUGGCGGUUGGAGAUUUCGUGAUAGAACACUCGCAAGUUCUACCCGGAUAUACUCCUCCUGUUGUAGCAAUGAAGGAUGUGAAGGAGAGAAUGGUGAAGAAACUUAAGCUUAUAACAUCUCUUGGGAACUUGAAGCAGGCGAUAGCUCUCCACAAAAGCAACCUUGAUCGCACAAUCUUUCAUCAAAUAGAUGAUAAAGAGUGUCUUACGCCAACAACACUUGAGGCUUCUGAAGAACAACAACUUCAACAGAAUCUUGAAGAGAUUUUCUCGGCUUUUGAAGAGAAAUGUGUAGCUGGAGGGGAAGAUUCUGUUGUCUUCUACAUGACAAGUCUGCAAGGAGUGAGAAAGACUUACGAAGAUUGCAGAAAAGUGAGAUUCUUGCUAGAGAAUCAUAAGGUUUCAUUCCGAGAAAGAGAUGUUUCAAUGGAUUGUGAGUUUAAAGAAGAGAUGUGGAGAUUGCUUGGGGAGAAAGUUACACCUCCUAGGCUUUUCGUAAAGUGUAAGUACAUUGGUGGAGCAGACGAAGUGGUGGCUCUGAACGAAAACGGGAAGCUUAAGAUGCUUUUAGAAGGGUUCUCAUCAGCUAAGGCGCGGCAGUGUGAGUGGUGCGAGAACGAACGGUUUUUGAUAUGUUGGAAUUGCAAUGGGAGGUCGAGAGUUGUAGCAGAGGAUGAAAUGUGGAAGAGAUGCAUAGAGUGUAAUGAGAAUGGUCUUGUGAAAUGCGCUCUUUGUACUUAAUGUAAGUGCUUAAUAAACAAAAUAUUUAUAU